AUGGCAGUGGGACAGUGGAGCAGUGGCGCCACCUGCGGCAGUCGCGUCGUCCCGCUCUUGAGGCGAGGGCGUAUCCCAAGGGCGCCUCCCACAGUCCGCGGGGACGGACGGGGGCGCCGCGAAGCUCGAGCACUCGGCGGCGCGCUCCCGCGACGCUUGUUAGUGCUCCGCAAAUCCACAGCGGGAUCGCCCGUACAACCGGGACCCGAUCCCAGUACGCACUUAAACGCGGCGGCGGGCGGGUACACGGGCUCGCCUUGGCCGCCGCUCGAACUAGACCCCGUGGGAUGGGGACGAAAGCUGUAUCCAUCGGGAGCCCCAAGGUCCUCAGGCGGGCUAAUGUUCGGCCUGCACCACCAAGAGGCGGCGGGCGGCUUGCACGCCCAGCCUCGCGGCCCCGUGACCUCGCUCAAAGAAGAACCGCUCACCCGCGCUUGGAUGACCCCCAGCUCUUUAGUUGACAAUACAAACAGCGUAGGUGUGGGUCGGGCGCACUUCGAAAAGCAGCCCCCCUCUAACCUGCGCAAGAGCAAUUUCUUUCAUUUCGUCGUGGCGCUCUACGAUCGCGCUGGCCAGCCUAUUGAGAUCGAAAGAACUGCUUUCAUUGGAUUCAUUGAGAAAGACCAGGAACCCGAAGGCCAGAAGACAAACAACGGCAUCCAGUACCGGCUGCAAUUACUUUAUGCUAAUGGUAUAAGGCAAGAACAGGACAUAUUCGUGCGACUCAUCGACUCUGUCACAAAACAGUAUUUCUUGUCCGAAGCCCUUAUUGCGGGUGAAAUACUAGCUCUAUAUGAAUCCAUGUCAGUUGGCACAGCAAUAUUCGGCGUGGCAUCGCCGACGCCGCGAGCUAUAUUUUUUCUCAAAUUCUUUCUUAAGUGCAAUCAAAAUUGUUUGAAGAAUGCCGGCAAUCCGAGGGAUAUGAGAAGGUUCCAGGUGGUGAUAUCAACACAAGUAAUGGUAGACGGUCCACUCCUCGCAAUAUCGGACAAUAUGUUCGUCCACAAUAACAGCAAGCACGGCCGGCGCGCGAAGCGGUUAGACCCCACUGAAGGUAUUGAAGCCGCUUCAGAGCCCACCUCUGGUCUCUACCCACCGUUACCUGUAGCAACGCCCUGUAUCAAGGCGAUAUCGCCUAGUGAAGGUUGGACUUCUGGUGGUUCUACUGUCAUCAUUGUAGGGGAUAAUUUCUUCGAUGGAUUACAAGUCGUCUUUGGAACUAUGUUGGUUUGGAGUGAGUUAAUAACAUCCCACGCCAUCAGAGUUCAAACGCCUCCAAGACAUAUACCAGGUGUCGUAGAAGUCACACUAUCCUAUAAGAGCAAGCAGUUUUGUAAAGGCGCGCCGGGAAGAUUCGUCUAUGUUUCAGCUCUUAACGAGCCGACAAUAGAUUACGGCUUUCAACGGUUGCAAAAACUUAUACCAAGACAUCCUGGUGAUCCGGAAAAGUUACCUAAGGAAAUCAUUCUCAAAAGGGCAGCAGACUUGGCAGAAGCACUGUACUCUAUGCCGCGCAACAAUCAGUUGGGUUUGGGAGCGCCACGGUCUCCACCAACCAGUAUGCCGUUCAACUCUUACACCGGCCAACUUGCCGUCAGUGUACAGGAUACUGCGGCUUCGCAGUGGACUGAAGAGGAGUACGCGCGUAGUGGCGGGUCGGUGUCGCCGCGUUACUGCUCGGCUGCAUCUACACCCCACGCCGCACCUGCCUCUUACCCACAUCCUCAGCAUUAUCCUGCACCACCUACUUCGCUCUUCAAUACCACUUCACUGUCUCUAGGCCCGUACCACCCGGCGAACGUGAAUGGACACUUAUCUGACCACUAUACGAGUAAUGUGUAUAACGCGAAAGAUAGCGGACAUUAUGAAAGAAAUUCUAAAACCGCCGACUGUCCUGUAAACACUCAUUCGAAAUGCCAGAUGAAAGAGGAUAAAGAGGGCAAGUCGAGAAGCGCGUUUGCUGUCGUCAGACACAGUCCGCCGCGAGUGGCUCAGCACCACAAUUGGCACCUAGCAGUCCAGUGAAUGGGCAGUCUGGUUUCAUCUCCAUUCAGUGUCAACCCGUUCUCACUACCAACAUGUAGCGCGCAACAAUACGCACAAACUGCACCUUUGGCUUCCAAG
This is a messenger RNA of Hyposmocoma kahamanoa, 2124 nucleotides long. It is a transcript of the gene kn, whose product is annotated as transcription factor collier. The coding region runs from base 1 to 2025 and encodes 674 amino acids. The record is from RefSeq and is a predicted model, not a curated record. Gene Ontology annotation, molecular function: DNA-binding transcription factor activity, RNA polymerase II-specific; RNA polymerase II cis-regulatory region sequence-specific DNA binding. Lineage: Eukaryota; Metazoa; Arthropoda; Insecta; Lepidoptera; Cosmopterigidae. The transcript has 16 exons. Gene Ontology annotation, biological process: regulation of transcription by RNA polymerase II.